CUUAAAUGCCAUGGCCAGCGCUGCACGCCCGCCCCCCCUCGAUCCAGCUCCCCUGUUGUAGCAGAUGUUAGGUGGGCUACUGCGCGCCAACUAACCCCAACAUGCCCCAAAUGGCAUAUUGCGGAGACACUGCUUCUGCUCUUGCUGCUCCUACCUACCCACCGCCGUGCAAGGCCAAUCUCCGCCCCGCCGGCUCGCAUUCCGACUACCCUCCCUCCGGUCACGACUCCGUCAUCUCCCACUCCUACUCAAAUACCGCUCGCGAUGCCCGCUCCAGCUCCACCAGCCAGUCCAUGCAGGUCCCCCCAGGGAUCCCCGCUCAUGUCGCCGCCCCGGAGCCCGCCGUCUCCGGGGACAUGAUGUGUAAGGACCCCGAAAAGCAGGCCGACUUUCCCACCAGCAAUGGUCGCCGCUCCAGGAACCACAUGCCGAGCAAUGGCCCUGACGACCUCUACUACCAGUCCGACGUGGACGAAGCCCAGCUGGAAGACAAGGCCUUGGGCAUCCUCGUACGUAUUACUCGGUGCUAGUAGCAAGCUAAAAAAAAAAAAAAAAAAAAAAAAAAAA
Molecule: messenger RNA, 567 nt
Organism: Aplosporella prunicola CBS 121167
Lineage: Eukaryota; Fungi; Ascomycota; Dothideomycetes; Botryosphaeriales; Aplosporellaceae
Exons: 1
Coding region: 102-530 (142 amino acids)
Source: RefSeq, a predicted model, not a curated record